ACUCUAAGACAGGCAUGUCCAAAGUCCGGCCCGCGGGCAAAAUCCGGCCCGCGGUCGAAUUUCAUCCGGCCCUCGGCCUCUGUCAUAAAAUCAGUGCCGUCUGGCCCGCAGGUUGUGCACAAUGGGACACGUAUCGCACGGAGUGAGGUCUCGUAGACUGGUGAGUGAUGUCUCAUAUAGUUCUGCUUCCCUCUAGUGGCUAAAUGAGUAAUAGCAUUCACGAAAUGAGUAAUAGCAUUUAGCCACUAGAGGGCAGUAGCACUCUACGAGACAUCACUCACGAGUCUACGAGACAUCACUCCGUGCACAUAUUCACUUCCCAGUUUUCUAAAAUGGCGACAAUCAACAGAAAAAGGAAAGUUGACUGCGAGGGACGACGAUUCAAGGAUGGAUGGAAAUUGGAUUAUUUCUUCACUGAAAUACGCAACAACUGUGUCUGCCUCAUUUGCCAAGAGACAGUGGCUGUUUUUAAAGAUUAUAAUGUCAAGCGACAUUACCAAACAAGACACGCUGACAUGUACGACAUGAUUACAGGCAAGGAACGCACAGAGAAAUUGAAGCAGUUUGAAGCUCGUUUAAUCUCACAGCAGCAGUAUUUUGCAAGAGCUCGAGAGUCAAACGAGAACGCCACAGCGGCGAGUUAUGCGGUAGCAACGCUGAUCGCAAAACGUUCCAAACCUUUCAACGAAGGUGAAUUCAUCAAAGACUGCAUGAUGACGAUGGUGAAGAAAAUAUGCCCUGAGAAGCAGCAAGAGUUUGCCAAAGUCUGCCUGGCACGUAACACUGUGGCACGCAGGAUUGAAGAACUCUCAGCGGACAUCAAACGACAAUUGGGAGACAGAGGAAAAGAGUUUGAUUUUUUUUCGCUGGCUUGCGACGAAAGCACAGACGCCUCGGACACUGCUCAGUUACUUGUUUUUCUGAGGGGAGUGGACAAUGAAAUGAACGUGACUGAAGAACUACUGGACCUCCAGAGCCUGAAAACCCAAACAAGAGGAACGGACAUAUUCUCUUCUGUUUGCGCUGCCGUGAAUGACAUGAAACUCCCGUGGAACAAAAUUUCUGGGAUUAUUACUGAUGGUGCACCAUCCAUGACCGGCGAUCGAAGUGGACUAGCGACAUUAAUAAGUAACAAAGUAAGUGAAGAAGGGGGUAAAGCUGUAAAACUCCAUUGCAUCAUUCAUCAGCAAGUUCUGUGUGCCAAACAUCUGCGAUACGAACAUGUUAUGAAACCGGUGAUAAAAACUAUUAACUAUAUCCGCUCCAGAGCGCUAUGCCACCGUCAGUUUCAACAGUUUCUAAGUGAGAUUCACGCGGAAUAUGGAGAUGUUGUCUAUUACACUGACGUGCGCUGGCUCAGUCGGGGUUCUGCACUGUCACGCUUCUACUCUCUUAGGCAGCAAAUCAGUGAGUUUUUGGCUGAAAAGGGACAACCUAUGCAAGAACUAAGUGACCCUAAGUGGCUGUCUGAUUUGGGUUUUCUGGUUGAUAUCACAAAGCACCUUAAUAUCCUCAACACCAGUCUCCAGGGACCAGACGCAGUCAUAAGCCAAUUAUAUUCACACAUCAAAGCCUUUGGAAUUAAGCUGAAAUUGUUUGAAAGACACCUGUCGCAGACCCAACCCAAUACUGCACACUUUCCAGCGCUGCAAGAAAUCAUGACCACAUUCCCACAGAGCAAUGUCAGUGCGCAAACGAGGAGGUACGCAUCAGCUAUUUCAUCUCUGGCUGAAGAGUUCAGACAACGCUUUCAAGAUUUUGCAGCUAUCGAGAAGGAUAUCACUUUGUUUUCCUCACCUUUUUCUGUGGACACAGAUGAUGUUCCAGACCACUUGCAGCUGGAGCUCAUUGAGUUGCAGUGUGAUGCUGAGAGCCGCAGUCGGCACCAGGAACUUUCUCUGGCCAACUUUUACCGACAGCUCAAUAAGGACAGGUUCCGAGAGAUUCGAGCGUUUGCAAAGAAAAUGCUGAGCUUGUUUGGGUCGACGUAUUUGUGUGAGAAGACAUUCUCGGUUAUGAACAUAAAUAAAAGCUGUGUGAGGACACGGCUAACGGACAAUCACCUGCGAGACAUUUUGCGCAUCAAUACAUCUGCUUUUGAGCCAGACCUGCCCUUUGUGCUUCAAUCCAGAUCCCUAAUAUCACCCGUCACAUUAAGACAAACAAGUCAUUUGUCAGCUGGCAAUAAGUCUCUGAAUAAAUGUUUGUUAAGAUCUACAUCAGUCCUAAGUUUCAUUCCAGAGCAAACUUUUAAAAGUUCAAUCAACAUUUAUAUUGACUGAUAUGUCAUAUUUCAAAUGAUCCCCGCAGUUGUGGAUAUGUGUAUUGCUUGUUCAUUUCCCUGUUGUUCGAGUCAAGGCUUUGUGAGUAU
Messenger RNA from Hippocampus comes (tiger tail seahorse), 2371 nucleotides. RefSeq names its product general transcription factor II-I repeat domain-containing protein 2. Bases 333 to 2282 code for a protein of 649 amino acids. The transcript has a single exon. Lineage: Eukaryota; Metazoa; Chordata; Actinopteri; Syngnathiformes; Syngnathidae. The record is from RefSeq and is a predicted model, not a curated record.